Molecule: messenger RNA, 1305 nt
Organism: Varanus komodoensis (Komodo dragon)
Lineage: Eukaryota; Metazoa; Chordata; Lepidosauria; Squamata; Varanidae
Product: vomeronasal type-2 receptor 26-like
Exons: 3
Coding region: 1-1305 (434 amino acids)
Biological process (GO): G protein-coupled receptor signaling pathway
Cellular component (GO): membrane
Molecular function (GO): G protein-coupled receptor activity
Source: RefSeq, a predicted model, not a curated record
AUGGAUAAUGACAAUGGAGAGCAAUUCCUCCAGAUGGUGGUCCCACUGUUUUCUGAGAGUGGGGUCUGUUUUGCCUUCAUUGAGAAAAUCCCUGAAUUUGCUCUUGGCAGUGAUAUGAAAAACAUUUUGGAGAAAGGGGCAAAAAUACGUGAUAAAAUUGAGGACAGCACAACCAAUGUCUUGGUAGCCAAUGGAGAAUCUUAUCUCAUGGCAUUUUUUAGAUUCUUACCAUACCUCUCAGAAAGAGAACAUGUGACAAAUAAACCAAUUGGUAAAGCACAGCCUCUAUCUGCAUGCAGUGAGAGCUGCAAUCCUGGGUCUAGGAAGAAGGUGAAGGAAGGGGAGCCAUUUUGCUGUUAUGACUGCAUCCCAUGUCCCAAAGGGAAGGUUUCAAGCAAGAAGGAUAUGCAUUACUGUUAUUCAUGCGAAGAUGAAAAGUACCCAAACAAGCACCAGAAUUUCUGCAUUCCCAAGUCUGUUAACUUCUUUUCUUAUGAGGAACCUUUGGGUGUCUUUUUAACCAGUUUUAUUACUUUCUUCUGCCUGAUCACGGCUCUGGUGCUGGGAAUAUUUCAGAAGCAUCACAAGACACCAAUCAUCAAAGCCAAUAACCGGCACCUCACCUACACUCUCCUCGUCUCCCUCCUGCUCUGCUUCCUCUGCACACUCCUCUUCAUUGGCCAGCGGCACCAGGUGACAUGCCUCCUGCGGCAAACUGCUUUUGGUGUCAUCUUCUCAGUGGCUGUUUCUUGUGUGCUAACAAAGACUGUCAUGGUGGUUUUGGCUUUCAGAGCCUCCAAACCAGGAUCCACAAUAAGGAAGUGGAUGGGGAAGAGUCUGGCCAACUCAAUCGUUCUUUUCUGCUGCCUUAUUCAGGCAGCCAUCUGCCUUGCCUGGUUGGCAACAUCUCCUCCUUUUCCAGAUAUUGACAUGCAUUCAGUGGCUGAAGAAAUCAUUCUGGAAUGUAACGAGGGAUCCAUGGCGAUGUUUUACUGUGUCCUGGGCUAUCUGGGCUUCCUGGCAAUGGUCAGCUUCAUUGUGGCUUUUCUAGCCAGGAAGCUGCCAGACAGUUUUAAUGAGGCCAAGUUCAUCACUUUUAGCAUGUUGGUCUUUUGCAGUGUGUGGUUAUCCUUUGUGCCUUCCUACCUGAGCACAAAAGGAAAAUACCUGGUGACUGUGGAGAUCUUUUCCAUCUUAGCCUCCAGUUCCGGCCUGCUGUUUUGCAUCUUCUUCCCUAAAUGUUACAUCAUUUUGCUGAGACCUGAGUUGAACAAAAAGGAUCUUCUAAUAAGGAGAACAGCUUGA